Triticum turgidum subsp. durum (durum wheat) is the source of this 975-nucleotide messenger RNA. The record is from the annotation of a GenBank genome assembly. NCBI's taxonomy places the organism in Eukaryota, Viridiplantae, Streptophyta, Magnoliopsida, Poales, Poaceae.
AUGGCUGUCCAGGCGCGGUUCCUCUCCCACGCCUUCCCCCACGACCUCAACGCCUACAGGUCCAUGGACGCCGCGGCGCCGGGUGCCUCCCAUCUCCUGGACGAGCACGCCGGGUGCGCCCCCGCGGUGGCGUGUAUUGGGAACAACACUGUGCUGAGCGAUCUCCCGCGAAGCGAGCUCACAUGCAACGACAACUACGGCUUCGUGCCCAGGAAGCGGGCGCGCAUGGCCGGGGACGAGCCGGCGGGGCUCGCGGACCUGGCACGGCAGCGCUUGGUUCUGCAGCAGGCGGCGGCGAUGCACGGGCUCAUGCUGCCUUGCGAUGCGCAGAGCAGGGCGGUCGGCUCCGGCGCCGCGUCCACUAGCGGGAGGAUGGCCAAUGCUGCCGGCCUCAACACGCUGCUCUACAACCAGGGCGUGGAGAUGGACGCGCUCAUACGGCUCGAGACGGAGAGAAUUCGUGCGGGGCUUGAGGAGGCGCGCCGGCGGCACGCGAGGGCGGUCCUGGCUACUGUGGAGCGCGCUGCGGCGGGGCGGCUUCAGGCCAUAGAGGCUGAACUGGAGCGCGCGCGCUACCGCAACGGCGAACUGGAGGAGAGGCUCCGCCAGAUGACCGCGGAGGGCCAGGCGUGGCUCGGCGUUGCCAAGAGCCACGAGGCCGUUGCCGCCGGCCUCCGCGCCACCCUGGACCAGCUGCUGCAGCCCCCGUGCGCCGUCGCCGGUGCUGCCGAGGGCGAUGCCGACGACGCGCAGUCCUGCUGCUUCGAGACCCCAGCGGGCGACAACGCCGAUGACGCGGCGUCGAAGGCGGUCGCGGCGGCUCCGUCGUGCAAGGCCUGCGGCCAGGGGGACGCCUGCGUUCUGCUGCUCCCGUGCCGGCACCUGUCCCUGUGCGGUGCGUGCGAGCCCGCCGUGGACACCUGCCCCGUGUGCGGGGCCACCAAGAACGCCUCGCUCCACGUCCUCCUUUCCUGA